UGCAAUUGAAUUUUGGAGAAAGAAGUGUUCCUAUUUGGAGAGUGAAAUUGGGAAUUCAACAAUGGGAUGUGUAGAGUCACGCGUUUGUAAUUUGGUGAGCUUAGACCCAAGGAAUGGAAAAGAAAGUUCGAUAUUGAGAUGUCAAGAAUUGAGUUAUUCUGAAAUGAUAGAGUCUGAAGUGCCGGGUUUGCUGAAUGAGAUUACUCAAAGUGGUGAAAGCAACAUGAGCAAACCUACCACCAGCACUGAUACAAUUGUAGGGGGUGGAUCUGCCAAAUUUUGGACCAAAGAGAAAAACGUUGAAAGAACUGCAGCAUUAAAAUCAUUGACAAAAACUAGGGCCUCGAAACGGAGGAAGAUGGUAACAGAAGGUGAUCAAACAAGUAAUGAACCAGCUUUAAAUGACAACUGUGACUCUGAUAGCAUCACAGAAGGUGGUUCUCCAGAAGUUCAGACAAAAAUGAAAAAUGUCAAAAGAAUAAAAGGAUUUGAAGAACCCGUAAUUGAGUUGGAGAGCAUGGAGCUUUACAAAAGUAACUGUUUUGAAUUGUCUAUGGAGCUUAAGAAGAAUAAGGAGGAGCUUGAGAAGAAUAAAGUAGAGCUUGAGAAGAUGAAAGUGGAGCUCGAGAAGAACAAGGGUAAAUUAGCAGAGGUAGAAGAAACUAGAAAGAGUACUGCUAAAGAUUAGAAUGCCACUGAAUUUUGGAGAAAGAAUUGCGAUUUGGAGGGUCUAGUCCAGAGAAUGGAAAAUGAAAAUUCAACAAUGAGAGGUGUAGUGUCACGCAAACCUAAUUUGGUGAGCCUAGUCCCCAGUAAUGGAAAAGAAAUUUCGAUAUUGAGAUGUCAAGAAUUGAGUUAUUCUGAAAAGAUAGAGUCUGAAAUGCGAGGUUUGCAGAAUGAAAUUACUCAAACUGGUGAAAAGCAAAGAGAUAAAAACAACAUGAGAAAACCUAAUGCUGAAACCAGAGGUGGAGGGAGCAAGGAUCCUCGUGUUUAUGAACUGAAAACCGAAGAGAAGGUGCUGAAUGUUGAAGAAGGGAAGGGUUGGGGUUGUUUGGAAGAGAGACCAUGUCAACAGGGAUCAUCAUCUCAAGCUGAUCCGCAAAUUUGUAAGAGGACAUUUGGGAACAUGGUCUCAGACUCAAAUGACGGUGGUGAUAGUCUUAGCGAAUUUGAAGAUUCUCAUGGUGGCUCAAUGGUUAUGUUGGCAAUGAAAAAUUUGAAUACGAACAAAGACAAAAUGAAAUGGAAUUCUGAGGGUGAUAUGCUCUUUUCAUUUGAAGAGGAUUCUGAGCUCUGCAUGAAAGCUGUCUGUGUUUUCUAUCGACAAGAAAUAUCCGAAGAUGAAAUAUCUCCCAAGGGAUUGGUCAUUGACAGUGACAUGCUCAGGUGUAUUACUUUGGCCAAAUUUCUAUUGGAAGGGGACUGCAAAGGUGAUCUCAAGAAGUCUUUUAAAGAGUUGGAGACAUUAGAUUCUGAAGCGGUCGAUGACUGCAAGAGGCUGGCCAGAAGCUACUCAAAGCAGUUAUUCAGCAUCUACCAAAACGGAAAAGAUCCAUUUUACCUUCCAUCUGCAACUGCUAAGUGGCCUUAACUUUUUGCACCUAGACAUUGGAAUCUUGCAUCUCCCUUUAACCUCCUCUAAUUUUGUACACACGUAAAAUGGAAAACUGGUUACUAUACCCAAUAGUACAUUGGAUGUGUGUUGACUCUGCAAUGUAGCAAGUCAUAAGGAGUAUUACGGUAGCUACACUUUAGGUUGUUUUGAGAGGCGUACAUGGUUAAAAAAACUACCCUUAUUUUGCUCAUGGAACUUCUUAUCACUUAAGUUAAAGCUAGGUUACCCUC
Papaver somniferum (opium poppy) is the source of this 1848-nucleotide messenger RNA. RefSeq lists its product as uncharacterized. Bases 62 to 688 code for a protein of 208 amino acids. Lineage: Eukaryota; Viridiplantae; Streptophyta; Magnoliopsida; Ranunculales; Papaveraceae. The record is from RefSeq and is a predicted model, not a curated record. The transcript has 4 exons.